Messenger RNA from Penicillium angulare, 597 nucleotides. RefSeq lists its product as uncharacterized. The record is from RefSeq and is a predicted model, not a curated record. The coding region runs from base 1 to 597 and encodes 198 amino acids. Lineage: Eukaryota; Fungi; Ascomycota; Eurotiomycetes; Eurotiales; Aspergillaceae. The transcript is spliced from 2 exons.
AUGCUGAAUCUGACUGUGCAAAAUUUAUCCCUGAAGAUGGCAGGAAUUUCCCGAAUUGCACCAAAUGCAGCGCCAGACAGCAACGAUAAGCAUUUCGACAUUAUUCACGCCCACUGCAGAGUCUCACUCGAGAAUGCUGAGAAGACCAACCGACAGCUGACGAGACGCUUCAAUCAGACGCGUCGCCAGGCCACUGCCAAUGUCCAGCGCCUCACCAAGGAAAAGACCGAGCUGGCUACGAAAGUCCGGCAGGGUCAAUCAGAUAUGAAGACAAAGUCUAGCGAGAUACAGCGGUUGAACGAGGAGGUGCUUAGGCUGGAGAACCUCCUUGAUACAGCCAAUCUGAAUGCCCAGAAUGUGGUGUCCCGAACCGACCUGCAACAGACAUUUCUGGAUAUCCAGGAUGCCGCCAAGUCGUUCAUAGACCAUCUCAAGACCAAAAUGAACGAAAACGAGAACGCGCAGCAUUUGAAUGAACUGCCAGGGCUCGACAUGACCGAUCAUCCCUGGAUAGACACCGCUGAGUUUGAAGACAUGCUGAAUGACCCUUCUCUUGCGGAAACUCCAAACAACGCAUUCCCCGCAGACUCUCUUUGA